Messenger RNA from Neofelis nebulosa (Clouded leopard), 8094 nucleotides. RefSeq names its product selenoprotein I (gene SELENOI). The record is from RefSeq and is a predicted model, not a curated record. Lineage: Eukaryota; Metazoa; Chordata; Mammalia; Carnivora; Felidae. The transcript has 10 exons. Gene Ontology annotation, molecular function: ethanolaminephosphotransferase activity. Gene Ontology annotation, biological process: phosphatidylethanolamine biosynthetic process. Gene Ontology annotation, cellular component: endoplasmic reticulum membrane; Golgi apparatus.
CCGCUACGCGUGCGCGGUGGGCGGAGCGCAGCUCUCCUACCACCUUUGCCUGCCCAAGCCUUCCCAUCCUUGCUCUGCCGGUGUGGUGCUCGUGUUUCCGCACCUCGUCGCGGAGAGUCGCUGCCGAGUGGGCGCUCGGUGUUCGGGUCGUCAUGGCUGGUUACGAAUACGUGAGCCCGGAGCAGCUGGCUGGCUUUGAUAAGUACAAGUACAGUGCCGUGGAUACCAAUCCACUCUCUCUGUAUGUCAUGCAUCCAUUUUGGAAUACUAUAGUAAAGGUAUUUCCUACUUGGCUGGCUCCAAAUCUGAUAACCUUCUCUGGCUUUCUGCUGGUUGUGUUCAAUUUCCUACUUAUGGCAUACUUUGAUCCUGACUUUUAUGCUUCAGCACCGGGUCACAAGCAUGUACCCGACUGGGUUUGGAUUGUGGUGGGAAUCCUCAACUUCAUAGCCUACACUCUAGAUGGUGUGGAUGGAAAGCAGGCCCGGAGAACCAAUUCCAGCACCCCUUUAGGGGAGCUUUUUGACCAUGGCCUUGAUAGUUGGUCAUGUGUUUACUUUGUUGUGACUGUGUAUUCCAUCUUUGGACGAGGACCAUCUGGUGUCAGUGUUUUUGUUCUUUAUCUCCUACUAUGGGUAGUUUUGUUUUCUUUUAUCCUGUCCCACUGGGAAAAGUAUAAUACAGGGAUUCUUUUCCUGCCGUGGGGAUAUGACAUUAGCCAGGUGACUAUAUCUUUUGUCUACAUAGUGACUGCGAUUGUGGGAGUUGAGGCCUGGUAUGAACCUUUCCUGUUUAAUUUCUUAUAUAGAGACCUAUUCACUGCAAUGAUUAUUGGCUGUGCAUUAUGUGUGACUCUUCCGAUGAGUUUAUUGAACUUUUUCAGAAGCUAUAAAAAUAACACCUUGAAACACAAUUCAGUCUAUGAAGCUAUGGUUCCCUUUUUUUCUCCAUGUUUGCUAUUCAUUUUGUCUACAGCAUGGAUCCUUCAGUCACCUUCAGAUAUUUUAGAGAUACAUCCUAGACUAUUCUACUUUAUGGUUGGAACAGCCUUUGCCAACAUCACAUGUCAGCUGAUUGUUUGUCAGAUGAGCAGUACUCGGUGCCCAACUUUGAAUUGGUUGCUGGUUCCUCUUUUCUUGGUUGUCCUGGUGGUAAACUUAGGAGUAGCCUCCUACGUUGAGAGCAUUCUCCUGUAUACCUUAACAGCUGUUUUCACUCUGGCCCACAUCCAUUAUGGAGUACGAGUGGUAAAGCAGCUGAGCAACCAUUUUCAGAUUUAUCCCUUCUCAUUGAGGAAACCAAACUCGGAUUGACUAGGAACGGAAGAAAAGAGUAUUGGCCUGUAAUCUACAGAAGGAAGUACUGUAAAUAAGAUGCUUGUAAAUAUUUCAUCCAUCACCAUUGAACUAAACUGAUCUGCUUAACAGACACGGGAACUCAGUGUGUAUAGUACUUGGACAAAUGAUCUGAAUUUACGAAAUUUUGGACCUACUAAUUCCCAACUUACUUUUUAUAAAACUGUGGCAUUUUGGUUAGGCAUAAUGUACUUUAGACCAGCAAAAUGUUUCUAGUGAUGUUAGCUUCAUGAGUCCAUGAUGUUUUGGUUCGUACAGAGUUAAAGAUGCUUUGUUUUUAUUUUUAGAGCCCCAAGAUUGGUUUAGGAACACUGAUAACAUUAAGAAAACCACAAAAUGUUUUCAUAUUUGAUACUGUUUCAGUAGUAGGUCUUUCGCUAUAGAAGUUAUCAAUAGCCCAAAUCUAAUAUGGGGAAAAGAUAAGAGCAAGUAACUGUUAGCCAGAGAUGCCAAAUGAUUACAGAACAAUAUACAGUUGCCAAAUACUCAUUUCUCUUUCCCAUGGAAAUGCCUUUUGUCCUCAUGUGCUAAGAGAGCUAAUAUAUAUAUUUAGAUUCUCUAGUAUUCUGGCUCUCUUUCUUGGGAACAGAUCUUGACAAAUGGUUUAAUUUAAUUUAAUUAAAAAAAUUUUUUUUAAGUUUAUUUACCUAGUUGGAGAGAGAGAGAAAGAGAGCACAAGUGGAGGAGGGGCAGAGAGAAGGAGAGACAGAAUCCCAAGCAGUCUCCAUGCAAUCAGCGCAGAGCCUGAUGCGGGGCUCGAACUCACGAACUGCCAAGAUCAUGACCUGAGCUGAGAUCAAGAGUCAGACGCUUAACCGACUGCACCACCCGGGUGCCCCCGGUUUAAUUUUCUUUUAAAGAGAAAUAUUCUAUUGAGACUUAGUAGAGAAUGGAUCAUAAUUGUAGCUCACACAUUAACAUGGUUCAUCGUUUAAAUGUGGUAUUUUCCCCCUCAGCGGCAAGUUGGUGAGAUUUGGUGCCUGCGAACUAUGAUUAUAUGAAUGCAUGUGACAGUCCCAGUCCUGUGAUAAUUACUCGUAAGGAACACAGAUAAACUUCCUUAUAAGAGAAAUUUACCUUGGAGUUAGGAAUCUCACGAACCUCCCUAUGAAUUACUGCUAUGAACCUCACUCUGAAAUUAGUUUCCUGAUUCAAUUUGUUCUUCCGUUCAUCCGUCCUGUCUCUUUUUUGUGGAGGAGAGAGUGCUGUGUUUUUAUUUCAUACAGGAUAAGGAAGUAGAAAUUCUUUCUUCCCCAACUUGCCCACUUCUCCACUUCCCCAGUUGAAGAAAACUUUUGAGAUAUAUGCCUUACUUAGUAUCUACUCUCUUUAAAACGACUUGGAAUAAUUUUUGAGGUUUACUGACAGAGGUAAAAAUUCCUUUGACUUCAAUGUGGUUGUUUUUUAGAUGACACCUUCUCAUGACUUUCUUCUUGACUUUGUCUCCGUGUAGUUUGGUGGUGGUGAAAUUUACUUGCUGAUUUUCCUUUAUUUUCCACUGAAUGAAGUUUGUGCUUGAAUGAAGAGUGUAUCUUAAACCCUUUUUUUUUUUGGAUGGAUUGCACUUGGAUAAAACUGGCACCACUGUGUUGAUAUGUAAUUAAAUUCUUUACCAUUAUUUAUCUAUGAAUGUGACCAUCGUUAAAUUUAAUUGUAAUGUAUUCCUUUUUAAAUUUCAGUCUGCUGCUUUGUAAAAAUAACUAUAAUUGAUAUUUCAGUUUUUAAAUUUGUAAAUUCUAAUCAUUGUCAUCCAGUUUAUUAGAAAUGAGGAGUCAAGGAGCUAACUCAUGGUUCUGUACUCAUUUUUAAAAACGGGUCGUAAAGGUUGAGGUAUAUCUGGUGACUUUUUCUGAGACUGAAAAUAGGUGAGAAAUUGAUGCAGGAAAAUGUGAGUAGUGAUUCCAUGUUUGUUAGUAACUUGCCAUCAUGGAGGUCAGAGGAUGAAUGAAUUAAGUAACGGUAACUCUAUUUUUUGUAUACCUUGUUCUUUGUCAUCUGCAAAAUUGAACUGGAUCAAGUGUUAUUUUGGGCCGGGAACAAAGCUUCAUUCAAAGGUUUCUGAGCUAAUCAUUUUACUAUUUUGUUGACCUUGUACACAGAACGAGAGUAAUCUGUAUUAUAUAAGGAAAGAACUGAUAAAUAUUUAUUAAAUGACAAAUUUGGACCACAGGCUUUCUUCACCUUGUACAGUAUAGUUACACACACACACACACACACACACACACACACACACACACACACUUUCUGGCAUGGGGUCGUGUCCUGUACUUCUGGGGCUGUUUUACCUCAAAGUGUGUUUCUGUUCUUUUUCUACUGCAUUAAGUUUAUUUGAAAUUAUUUGUGCCUGUACUGUAUAUUUCCCUGCAGUGGUAAAGAAUUAUGCCAUAGUUUCAUUGGCACCGUUAGAUGAAAGAAAGGUGGCCGUCAGCAAGAUAAAAGUGAAACUGAGUAACUGUUUCAGAAUACUGUGGACUUGUGCAUCGUUGGUAUACUGCUGAUGUUUUCUUGGUUUCAUCUGCCAUCUUGAAGUGCAUCUCGAAAGCCCCAUUUGUUAUGUAGUGAUACAGCAGCUGAAGCAGGACUUCAUUACAAAUAGCUCUGAGCAUUUGUGUCUUGCCAAUUACCACCGCAUUUCCAAAGUAUAAAUGUAAAUAUACAAGAUCUUUCAGGCUUCUGCAUGAUACUUUGGGGGUGAGUGGACCACCCCAGCCUUUCUCCCAGCAUACGCUGAGCUGCCUUUAGGGGAGCAAUGGCGUGGUUGGCCACACAUGCAUGUUUUCUGUCCAUUUCAGAGUAGAGUGCCUUAGCCAGGCCAGAGGUUUCCUUUGUGUCUCUGCUGACCAGAGUUACCCAGACCUGUGAGAAGUUUCUUGUCAGGUUAUGGUAUGAAACGUGCCCUUUGGUGCUUGACAGAAAUUAAUUCCCCCACAUUUGAGGGGGGCACGGGAUAGAAAAAUCUUUACCUGACUAGAGUAUGUUAUUGCCGUCUUUCCCAGUCCUUUACUAACAUUCGUGACCGUCAGUGCAUCGCACAGUUUAAAAUUGUCACGGGUUACGGCAGCGCUCCUCCAUUCGCACACAACCGAUGCACACAACCGGGUAAUACACAAACAGCAAAAUCGUCCUUGGCAUUUGAAUCGCACCAUGCUUAAAAUGCUCUUAAUUCUAAUUUUAAAAAAGCUCCGUGCUGAUUAGUCUAGAAUGUACCUGUGCUACUACCAACAUGUCACUUAUUUUAGUAGAGGUUUGGGGAAGAGGAGUGUACGUCUAGGGUUGCCCACAUUCUAAGUAGGUACCAAAAGAGUAUUGAUCAUGACCCGGAGUCUGGGCUCUGGGGGAACAUGCAAGAGAAAAAGCAGGCAUCGGGUCCACUUUAAGGAGAAAAAGGGGUCACCUUAGUGCCCAGUGAUCCUAGUGCAAUACAGAAUUUAAACUUCUCACAUUUCAAUUUGAAUCAUCAUUCCGCUACUAAUUUCAAAUUCAAAUGUGAAUUUGGAGGUUUCCUAAAUGCUCAGUUUUCCAAGAAUUUAUUUUGUAGUCCGUUGAAAAACCUUUGGAAUGUACCUUGCUUGCCAAAGUAGACUUUGAUUCUAUCACCUGUGGAAAAUAAAAAGGUAAACUGAAGGUGUUUGAGUCAAAGGCUCCAUUUCCCCUUUCCAUUGUAACUAGAAGCCUGUGUGUGACUCUUCCUUUCAUUCUUCUUCCGGGCUUCCUUUGAACUUGCCACCACCGAGGACAGAGGCGCCAACUUGCUCUGUAGCGCCUAGAUAUUGCCACAUUCCAAUCUCCUUGAUUGCCUUAGAUCUCUUUGCUGGUCUAGGACUGGGAAUGUGCUGGAGGCAACAGAAUGAAGCCGAUGGGCUAGAACUUUUGGCUGUGGGUCCCCAGAAAGGCCAAAAAUAAAUACAGAAAUCUUUGGUUGCGUUGAUUCCUAUGUUCAGAGUGGCCUUUAGCAGUUCUGGACUUGGUUGAGCACUCUGUGGGAGAUUUGUGAAGUCCAGUUAGAAUUUUCUUUUUCUUCUCAAGUGUCUUUGUAAGGCAGCAUGCCCUUUCUUGAACACCCUGUGGGUGAAUAACCUUCCUAAAUUAGCUGCCGGUACUGGAACCUUCCAAGAGGAAUUUUAAUUAGUAUGCUUCAUUUGAAGCACUUUGACAUGUAUAUUUUAAGUGACAGUUUUAACAGGCAAAUGGUGUUAAACUAAUCACCGUGAAACUUGAAAGUGUGAUGCUCUCUGUUUUAGGAAGCUUAAGUAAAUUUCUGAUUUUUCUUUUAUUAAUUUUGUGACCCAUGUGACUUGCGUAGUUUACUUUCCGUCUUUGACAGUGGCCCAGAUGACUGGCAUUGGCAGGCAGUUACACUAGGGUUUCUGGUAAAUCCUGGUUGUCGAGCUUUUCCAGAGAGAGUGGCGACAUGUACCUUCUUCCUCGUGUGAAGCCAUGGGAGUGGAAUCUGCUGGCUGAUUCGUUGCAGGGCUUCCACAGUGCAAAAUAAACGUAACCUUACUUUCUAACCCACAUGCUAGUACUACGCUUUGCUCUUCAAUAAACAAAUAUGCGAGAGAUAGUAAUCUAGCGGAUUUUUCUGGUUUGUUUUUAAGCGGGGACCUGCUCUUAAGACAGAGAGAUCUUCAAUGAGCUAAUAUUUAGGGAAGCAGAAAAUGUUCUGCCAUCUGUAGCCUUCUCACAGGUGGCCGGAGUGAGGAGACUGUGUUGCAUUCGGUCAGAAAGGCCGGGUUCCCAGAAUUGGAAAGUGGCACGUGGACUGAUUUUAGAAUAUCUUAACAAGGGCUUAUCCCUAUAGGAAAGUCCAUAUGGACCUAACAGAAGGAUUGUGUGGUCCAUUCACAUUGUCUUACUCUUCACAGAAUCAUUUGUAGAAAGGUAGGCUAAACCAAAGUGGUGCUGUUUUUAAAGCUUGUGAAUUGGAUCAUGGCCAUAGAGUACCUAAUGCUACAUGGAACUUAAAGUCAGUAUUAAAGAUACCAGGAUUGGCUAACUGCUGGGGAUGCUUUAUGGCUCUUUGGCCAAAGUCUUCUCUUGAGCAGUUUCUAUGGGUUAACCAUUAAAAUUUGGAAUUGAUUUUGUUUUUUUAUUAAAACAUAACACAACUCGCCAUGAGCCCAAGAUUCUUAUAUUCUUGACGAGCACUUUUUAAUUCUAAGGAGUAAGUUCUUGACCUUACGUGGAACACAUUUAGUUAGUACUUGAUAUUACUAACUCGUUACCGGAGGGAUGUUCAUUUUACAAGAUCUGUGAAUGUUGCAUUUUACAUCUGUGUGAAUUACUGGUAUCAUUCAGCAUCAGACUUUAACAACUGCUGAUUGAAACUGCCCACAGUAUUAACAUUGUAGGUUAUUUUGUUUAGAUAACUUAAACGAAAUGAGUCAGCUCUCGGGAGACAAAGACCCAGCUACAUGUAAUGACAUGCUCGUUCCAAAACGUGCCAAGAAAGCAGACUUCAGUGUUACACUCCAAAUUUUAGUUGUUUUAUGAAAGUAGCAUUUCCUCUGGGUAGUGGGGAAGCAGUGAGUUACUGCCCAGGUACAGACUCCCUGACCCCUACCUCGUCCCCUUCCCCUCCCGUAGGACAAAACAGGUUAAAUUUGUAGCCACCUGUAGGAAAAGAAAUGGCUACUUUUCCGAGUAAGGCUUCGUGCCCUGUGACUAAGGACAGGUGGCAGGCAUCCUGCCGAAUCAGUUAGUACCUUGUGUGGCUCGGACCCGUUGCAGUUUGCUGUGUGUGGUAUUCUGAAACAAGGACGGCUCCGUGCCUUCUCAGGUACCUAUUAGCAACACCACUUACGCAACUGGAACGUGUGUGCCACAAGCAGAGUGUGUCAGUGAGAUAAAGGGGAACACAAAGUCUUUCGUUUCCUCUUUCAGGUAGUUGAAUGGAGCAUAUUCAUAAUGGGUCUGUCUAGAACUUGCUGUGUUCGUGGUAAAUAAUGUAGCAUUUAUCUGGUUAUGUGUGGUGUGUGUGUAUAUACGUAUUUGAUAUGUACACAUAGGUUUUCUGCAUAUCUGUGUAUGAUAUAUUCAUAUAUACAUGCAGCGUGCUCUUGAUUAUCUGCAAAAAUGGUACACCCUCGUUAGAUUGUCUCUUCCUGUUGACCUAAUCGGCACGUAGCCCCUAACUCUGAAGCCUCUUCCUCCUCUAGAGCCACAGUCGUUCCUACUUGCAGUUCAUCUCAAUCCCCACGGAAGGCCCGUGUGAAAUACGUCUCUUUCUGUUUCCCUUCCACCAGGGAUUGUGAGCCAGAAAGACAGUUUUUGAAGAAGACGGCUGCUUCCGUCAGGUUUGAGUCUUCUGGCUCUGAAUGGUGGUGGGGCCCAUCCCUGGCCAGAAGGCAGCUCUGGGAGCAGUUGUUGUGCUCAAGAGCUCGAGGGGGGAAGAGAUCUAGCUCUUGCAGAAAUGGGCCUUUACAACUUGCUUAAAAGUUCCUUAUCUGCAGUGUUGUGAAGUCGUAGACAGUUUGGUCCACAAAUAGAUCCUAUCACUGUUACUUUUGCAUCGUUGGUGUUACUGUUCCCCAUUGCUGGCCCCGAUAAUCAAGACCUGACUGUUUCUUGCCAGUGGAUUCUGGAAGCCUUGCCUUCUGAACUGGAUUUAUGUUUAUUUCUGCUGCUGUGAACCCCAAAAGUAAUGCAGUAGGUUUUAAUUUAAAAUUGUUUCAUUCUAUUAUUGAUAAAUAUUUAUUGUAAUAAAAGUAAAGAGUAAAUAAUUUUUAAAUCCUUUUAA